Messenger RNA from Meriones unguiculatus (Mongolian gerbil), 3225 nucleotides. It is a transcript of the gene Gp2, whose product is annotated as glycoprotein 2. Lineage: Eukaryota; Metazoa; Chordata; Mammalia; Rodentia; Muridae. Gene Ontology annotation, cellular component: apical plasma membrane; cell surface. The record is from RefSeq and is a predicted model, not a curated record. The transcript is spliced from 11 exons. Bases 1038 to 2804 code for a protein of 588 amino acids. Gene Ontology annotation, biological process: neutrophil migration.
AUGGGGAAGAGGAACCUCAGUUGAGAAAAUGCCUCUGUAAUAUUGGCUGGAAGAGAGAGAGACCACUGUAUUUAAGAGUGGAGCCCCUGCUAAUUCAACUACACUCCAGAGGAACUGCACACAUCCAAGAAUAUGUGGGCAGUACAAACUGGCCGGGGGGCGGGGAGACAAAAAGUUGGAUGGAUAGGGAACAAUGGGUUUAGAUAUUGAAAGACUUGGAGAAGGGACUGAAUAUGGGCCAAACUCUUAAAGCCUUUUUCACAGUCUCGUGCCUUCUAAGGCCUAGGCUAAUCCGCUUAUUUUGAGGACUUGGAGGAGAGGCUAUAUUGAUGCUGAUUCAUCAUUUCCAAAUAUUUCCUCAGAAACUGGGUAAACUCCAUGGUUUAAGAAUGGGAAGCUCAGCAGGGUGCGACGGCGCAUGCUUGUAAUUCCAGCAUUCAGGGAGGCAGAGGCAGGUGGUUCUCUGUGAGUUCAAAGCCAGCCUGGUCUACAAAUUGAGUCUAGGAUAGCCAAGGCUACACGGAGAAACCCUGUCACUAAAACAAACAAUGGGAAGCUCUCUGCCCUCCUUUCUUCAUUCUCUCAUGCUCCCUGGCCCCAAGUGAGUCAAGCAGAAGUGUUCUACUUCAAUCAGCCAGGAACAGGAAUCACACUGGACAUCUGCUGAACAAACAAGCCUAUUUGGUUUCUGUCUACUUUCCUUUGGGUUAUUUUGCUUCCUUCUCAUUAAUUUUUGUUCUGUGGGAAUAAACAUGCCAUCGGCUUUGUGGGUUUAUUGGAGGAUUAGAUGUAAGGAAUAAUGAUUGCAAGGUAUUGGCAGCGCCUGGUGUAGCCAACCUUAAGUACAUACUGCAGUUGCUUCCUGAGAAACGUUCGUGUGAAACAGAACCUUCUGGAAGAGUUUCCAUGUGGCUGUCACGUAAGCCCUUCUUUCACGGCCCCUUACGGUAAAUGGCUUAUCUUACCUAUGUUCAACAAGUCCUGGUGCCUGGGCGCUUAGUGCCAGUCCUACCUCAGCACCAAUCGUGAAGAGCCACAUGGGCGGGGAGUGUCAGUAUAAAGGAGGCAGGCAGCAGGUCAUGUUCCCACGCUGGGCAAAGGAGGAAGAGGGUCUGGGUUCUUCUCUCAAGUUGCAUGGAGAGUCUGCAGGGUGCAGAGUGACCUGCAAACCUCACUUUACGCAAAGGAUGGUGGGCUGUGACUUGUUGUGGCUGGCUGUGGCCUCCUGCAUUCUGACACUGGUAUCUCCAUCUACAAUACAGCAAGGUUAUGGAAACCCCAGAGAUGUCGGCUCCUACAGGCUGGACUUGGACUGUGGAGCCCCUGGAACUCCAGAGGCUGGCAUCUGUUUCGACCCCUGCCAGAAUUACACAGUCCUGGAUGAUCCCUCCAGAAGCACAGAGAACACGGAGUUAGCAGAAGAAUGUGAUAUUGACCUGCAUGGCUGGUACCGCUUUGUAGGUGACGGAGGAGUGAGGAUGCCAGAGACCUGUGUGGAUGUAAACCGGUGCCACACCUCUGCUCCCAUGUGGCUGAAUGGAGCUCACCCUGUUCUCGGAGAUGGCAUUGUCGGACACACAGCCUGUGCCCACUGGAAUGAAAAUUGUUGCUUCUGGAGUUCUGAGGUCCAGGUGAAGGCCUGUGCAGAUGAGUCGGGAGACUAUCACGUAUAUAGGUUUCAGGGUACCCCUGAAUGCAGCCUGAGAUACUGCACAGACCCCUCCACCACACCACCACCAUCACCAACACCAGGGAAGUGUGAAGUUCCUUGUCGUCCUGAGGAGGAAUGCACGCUCCAGGAUGGCAUCUGGACCUGUGUCUGUAGGCAGGGCCUCAAUGUUUCCGAUAUUCAGGGUUUGCAGCCUCAGCUGGACUGUGGAGCCAAGGAGAUCAAGGUGAAGCUGGACAAGUGUUUGCUGGGAGGUCUGGGCUUCAACAAAGAGAUCAUUGCCUACCUGAAUGACAGGAACUGCAGCGGGAUCAUGCAAAAUGAGCCCAACAACUGGGUGUCCAUGACCAGCCCUGUUCUGGCUAGUGAUUGUGGGAACAUUCUGGAGAGCAAUGGGACCCAUGCCAGCUACAGAAACACCCUCUCCUUGGCCACCGAUUUCAUUAUCAGGGACUUCCUCGUCAAUGUCAACUUCCAGUGCACCUACCCACUAGACAUGAAGAUCAGCCUCCAAACUGCACUCCAGCCCAUUGUAAGUUCUCUGAAUAUUGACGUGGAUGGGGCAGGAGAGUUCACCGUCAGGAUGGCCCUCUUCCAAGACCAGGGCUACACACAACCAUAUGAAGGGGCCAAAGUGGUGCUUCCUGUGGAGUCUAUGCUCUAUGUGGGUGCCAUCUUGGAGAGAGGAGAUGCCUCCACAUUUAAGCUAUUGUUGAGGAACUGCUAUGCCACCCCUACAGAAGACAGAAAUGACCCCCUGAAGUACUUCAUGAUCAGAGACAGCUGCCCAAAUCAACAUGAUGCCACCAUCAAUGUGGAGGAGAAUGGGGUGUCCUCAGAAAGCCGAUUCUCAGUACAGAUGUUCAUGUUUGCUGGAAAUUAUGACCUAGUUUUCCUGCACUGUGAAGUUCACCUGUGUGACUCCAGCCGUGAGCAGUGUGAACCACCUUGCUCUACAAGCCGACUCCGCAGUAACGGACCUGCCAUCAACUUAGCCCGGGUUCUAGAUUUAGGACCCAUUACUAAGAGAGCUGCUCAGAUUCUACACGCCUCAAGCGGGACUCCCAAUAUGGCAGAGUUCCCGUUGGCCUGGCCCAUGUUCUUCCUGCCUGUCUUCCUGGCUUGGCUCUUCUGAGAAGCCAGCUGGGCAUCUGGCCUUGAAGCUCAUGUUCUUCCCUCUGGCAAUGGCUCUUAUCCGUCCCUUAGUUGAGCUGGAUUCUUCUGUGUCUCAUGUGAACGUACCUGGUUCAGCGUUAGGAUGGGUUUGGGGAAAGGGAAGAGCAUUAUCCUUUAUGUUGCUCUUUUUCUCAUGCUCAGGAUCUGCCAGCUUGUCCUAUGCCAAUUUCCUCACUCAUUAGUGAGAGCUAGAAAGUGAACCUAAACCUGCUAGGCGCCUCUUUGGUACUGGUAAUUAGUGGAGAUGCAAUGCGUAUCAAUAACUCCUGGGUAGAGGUGUCCUGUUAGUGGGUGGGAGAGGGCAAGUCCAAUGAUUCUUUCUAAAUGUUCUUGUUCUGACAGCUGAUGAAUUGAACACACUGACCCUUGCAUUAAUUCUA